Messenger RNA from Camellia sinensis, 2128 nucleotides. RefSeq names its product B3 domain-containing transcription factor VRN1. The record is from RefSeq and is a predicted model, not a curated record. Lineage: Eukaryota; Viridiplantae; Streptophyta; Magnoliopsida; Ericales; Theaceae. Gene Ontology annotation, molecular function: DNA binding.
UCAUUUUUUUAUUUUGCUAGCAGAGAAAGAACCAACUUUACUUAUGCAAUGGUGAUGAACUGAACCAUUUCGAAACCCCAAUUCAUAUUAAAAAUCUAAGCACAUCAACACAUAGACGAAGAUGAAGAUGGAUUGAUUGAUUGACCCAUCAAUUUCCGAUCACCGUUACUGAAAUCUGACCAAUUUCUGGGAAUCAAAUGGGUCAGCAGGGUUUAGUAACCGACGCCGAUUACCGUUGGUCGAGUUCUCUGGCGAGCAAUAAGUCUCCAAUCUUCUAUAGAAUGAUGGGUUCUUCAAUUCUUCAAGACAACAAACUGAGACUCCCGGGGAAGUUUGUCAGGAAGCUUGGGAAUGUUUUUCCUGCUGUUGCUACUCUCACAACUCCUAAUGGUUGUGCUUGGAAAGUCGGAUUAAAGGUAAUUGACGACAAGGUUUGGUUCACUGAAGGUUGGCAUGAAUUCGUAAAACACCAAUCUAUCCGUGUGGGAUAUCUUUUAGUCUUCAUAUACAUGGGGAAUUCAAAUUUCAGUGUGAAUAUAUAUGAUUUGGGUACUGCUGAGAUAAAAUAUCAAUGUAAUAAUUCUGAAGGGCCCAGUGGUGGCAACUGGUGUUCAGUACCAUAUAAGGGAGGAGCAGCAGAUGAUGACUCAGUUGAAAUUUUGAAUUCCCGUAGCCAAACGCCUACAUCUUUGGAAAACAAGGCUUUUUACGAAACUCUGUAUCAACAAAAGCUUGGUAAAAGUUAUGAUCAUCAAGGGAUUAGAGAAGCUGAUAGUAUUAUAGAGUUUCAAGCCAAAAUGAACAGAACUGGAAUUUCCAACUCACAUGGGUCUGUGUCGGAUGAAGCAAGGGGUCACGCUGCUAAGAUGUUUCCAUAUGUUCAAUAUACAGGAGGCAACUUCAAUGGAGCUGAUCUUAAAAACUCCCAUUACAAGGCCAAUGGAGGAAACUUACAUGUAGAUAUUGGAAGGUCAGUAGCCCGAUCCACUCGAGAUAUAGGUAUUCAGUGUAGUAACACUGAGUUUAUGACAACUGCAUAUGAAAACAGAUUGCAUUCGUUGAAUCAAAGACAUGAAAUAACCCGAAAAAGAAAACGAGAAAGCGGACCUUCUAAGCACGGAAGUGAAGUACAAAUUCCUGGCACUGAAACAAGUCGUGGAACUUUCUUGAGGAAGUGGAAAGUAGUAACUCCUGAAGAAAAAGAGAGAGUGCUUAACACAUCAAAAUUGUUUCAGUCUGAAUAUCCUUUCUGCAGGGUUAUCUUGCGACGGUCCUAUGUAUACAAGGGAAUUGGCUUGCAUAUGCCGGCCUCCUUUGCUGAAAAGUAUCUCGGUGGGGUUUCAGGAUUCAUAACACUUCAGGUUUCUAGCGGGGAAAAGUGGCCUGUUCGGUGCAUGUGGAGAGAUGGUUCAGCUAAGUUAAGCAAAGGUUGGCCUGAAUUUGUAUCCACUAACAAGUUGGAGGAGGGUGAUGUUUGUGUCUUUGAGCUGAUCAAGAUGGGGGAGGUUGUGCUUAAAGUUACGAUUUUUCGUGUUGCUGAAGCUGCAGCAGAACCAGUGAACCAACUUCCAAAGGAACAUCUCAGCCGAACCAGCCAGUUUGCCAGUGCUUAUGAUCUGAAUGGCUGAAAUUUGAGCUCUAUAACUUGAUCAUCAAGACUCCAUUGAUGAAUCCUCUAUGUUCUUCAAUCUAGAAAUCAAAAUCAUGGGUUUGAAUCAUUCAAUUCAUCUACAUUGAGUUUGAAUUCGCAAAAAACCAUAUACCUUCAACACAACACCAUGUACCUAUGAGUAUCGGAGCUAUGGGAAAGGGAGAUUAGUGCUUGAUGCUUCAUGGUGAUUGUUGACUCAAUGGAGCUUGAUGGAUCAAGGCUGCUGUGGAGAGAAGAUCAAGCUUUUUUAAGCUUGUGGUGAGCUCAAUUGUAGGGAGCUUGGAUAAGAGUUUGUAAAUCUUUCAAUUAUGCCUUGCAACUGUUUGAUGCAGUGAUAUAUGGUUACUGGGUGUUGGGAUUAUGUUUUUCGUCUUUAAUGGGAUUGUUCUUUCCGUAGGAUUUCUACACGUCAACUUUGGAGUCUCUUGAUUGAUUGCUCUCUAAUUGACUAAAUUGUUAGUUGUGUGUUUAGAACUG